Molecule: messenger RNA, 270 nt
Organism: Caenorhabditis angaria
Lineage: Eukaryota; Metazoa; Nematoda; Chromadorea; Rhabditida; Rhabditidae
Source: the annotation of a GenBank genome assembly
AUGGCUCUAAUGUCGACAAGAAAUGCCGAGGAAAAAGUGUUUUCUCAACUUUUAGCUACAGUAAUUUUAUACGGCUCAGUGUCUAUAUUCUACGAAGCUGUUGUGAUGUUAGAUGGUGUGAUAGAUGAGCGUCAAGUUAUAACUCUAAUAUCACUUUUGAAUAUUAUAAAUUAUUUUCCGGAAAUGUCACUUCCAUUAAUGCUUAUGAUAUCUGCUUUGAAAUCUUCGAAAAAUGUGUCCAGCACAACUGUCUCAACUUUGAAUCGAUGA